AUGGAUUCUUCAUCUUCCUCAUCAUCAUACUCAUAUUCGCAAUAUCAUGAUCUUGGUUUCAAUGAGAAUGACACUGAGGACAUGCUUCUUCUUAAUGUUCUAUCCGAAGCCAAAGAAGAUUCAUCAUCUAAUAAUAUUCAUGAAGGAUCAUCAAAAGAAGUGGCUACUAGUUAUAGAGGUGUAAGAAGGAGGCCAUGGGGUAAAUACGCGGCUGAAAUAAGGGAUUCAACUAGAAAUAGUGUUAGGGUUUGGUUAGGAACAUUUGACACUGCUGAAGAAGCUGCAUUGGCUUAUGACCAAGCUGCAUACGCGUUGCAUGGGAGAAUGGCGGUGCUAAAUUAUCCAGUGGAGAUGGUGUAUCGAUCGUUGAUGGAGAUUGAUUGUAGAUUUGAAGAUGGAUGUUCACCUGUUUUAGCUUUGAAGAAAUGGCAUUCUAUGAUGAAAAAGGGUAGUAAUAAGAAGAAGGAAGAAAAAGAAAUGAGUUGUGAAAAUGUGUUGGUUUUAGAGGAUUUAGGUGCUGAUUAUUUGGAGGAAAUUUUGAUGUUGUCUGAAAGCAAUUCCUAG
Molecule: messenger RNA, 564 nt
Organism: Solanum pennellii
Lineage: Eukaryota; Viridiplantae; Streptophyta; Magnoliopsida; Solanales; Solanaceae
Product: ethylene-responsive transcription factor 1B-like
Exons: 1
Coding region: 1-564 (187 amino acids)
Biological process (GO): ethylene-activated signaling pathway; regulation of DNA-templated transcription
Molecular function (GO): DNA-binding transcription factor activity; DNA binding
Source: RefSeq, a predicted model, not a curated record